Messenger RNA from Ananas comosus (pineapple), 2241 nucleotides. RefSeq names its product 3-hydroxy-3-methylglutaryl-coenzyme A reductase 3-like. Lineage: Eukaryota; Viridiplantae; Streptophyta; Magnoliopsida; Poales; Bromeliaceae. The transcript is spliced from 4 exons. Gene Ontology annotation, molecular function: protein binding; hydroxymethylglutaryl-CoA reductase (NADPH) activity. Gene Ontology annotation, biological process: isoprenoid biosynthetic process; coenzyme A metabolic process; sterol biosynthetic process. The coding region runs from base 1 to 1740 and encodes 579 amino acids. The record is from RefSeq and is a predicted model, not a curated record. Gene Ontology annotation, cellular component: peroxisomal membrane; endoplasmic reticulum membrane.
AUGGACGUUCGCCGGAGGACCACCGCGGCCGCCGCCCGUCCUCCUCCUCCUGCUGCUGCUGCUCCGGGAACGCCCACCACCUCCCGCGGGGGCGGGGUGCAGGCGUCGGACGCGCUGCCGCUCCCCAUCCGGCACACGAACCUCCUGUUCUCGGCGCUCUUCGCGGCGUCGCUCGCCUACCUGAUGCGGCGGUGGCGCGAGAAGAUCCGCUCCUCCACGCCGCUCCACGUGGUGGGCCUCGCCGAGAUCCUCGCCAUCUUCGGCCUCGUCGCCUCCCUCAUCUACCUCCUCAGCUUCUUCGGCAUCGCCUUCGUCCAGUCCAUCGUCUCCUCCAACGACGACGACGACGACUUCGUCCUCGCCUCGUCCGCCGCCAACACGGCCGCCGCCUCCUCCAACACGGGCGCCGCCGCCGCGGCCCCGUCCCCGCCCCCGUCGCCCUGCGCCCUCCUCGGCGCCGCCGACGUCGCUCCGGAGAGAAUGCCGGAGGAGGACGAGGAGAUCGUGGCCUCGGUCGUGGCGGGGAAGACCCCUUCGUACGCGCUGGAGGCGAGGCUCGGGGACUGCUUCCGCGCGGCGGGAAUCAGGCGGGAGGCGGUGAGGAGGGUGACGGGGAGGCGGUUGGAGGGCCUGCCGCUGGAAGGGUUCGACUACGCGUCCAUCCUGGGGCAGUGCUGCGAGCUGCCGGUGGGCUACGUGCAGCUCCCGGUUGGGGUGGCGGGCCCGCUGGUGCUGGACGGGAGGGAUCACUACAUACCCAUGGCCACCACGGAGGGCUGCUUGGUGGCCAGCACCAACCGCGGCUGCAAGGCCAUCGCCGAGUCCGGGGGGGCCGCCAGCGCCGUGCUCAGGGACGGGAUGACGCGGGCGCCCGCCCUGCGCUUGCCCUCCGCCGCCAGAGCCGCCCAGCUCAAGGCCUUCGUCGAGGACCCCGCCAAUUUCGACACUCUCGCCGUCGUCUUCAACAGGUCCAGCAGAUUUGCGAGGCUACAGGGAAUCCAAUGCGCGAUGGCCGGGAGGAACCUUUACAUGAGACUUAAUUGCAGCACAGGGGAUGCAAUGGGAAUGAACAUGGUCUCAAAGGGUGUUCAAAAUGUGCUGGACUAUCUGGAAACUGAUUUCCCCGACAUCGAUGCCAUCAGCAUCUCAGGUAACUUCUGUUCGGACAAGAAGCCAGCAGCCAUAAACUGGAUCGAGGGGCGCGGGAAGUCAGUGGUGUGCGAGGCGAUCAUCAAGGAGGAGGUUGUGAAGAAAGUGCUCAAGACGACUGUGCCCGCCCUCGUGGAGCUCAACACGAUAAAAAAUCUCGCAGGGUCCGCCGUCGCGGGAUCUCUCGGUGGGUUCAAUGCGCAUGCAAGCAACAUUGUUUCUGCCAUAUUUAUUGCCACUGGUCAAGACCCUGCACAAAAUGUGGAGAGCUCGCACUGCAUCACCAUGGUUGAGGCUGUGAACGAGCGCAAGGAUCUUCACAUCUCUGUCACCAUGCCUUCUAUUGAGGUGGGCACGGUUGGCGGGGGAACCCAGCUAGCGUCUCAGUCAGCCUGUUUGGACCUGCUUGGCGUGAAGGGCGCCAACAUGGAAUCGCCUGGGGCAAAUGCGCGGCUUCUAGCCACCAUUGUGGCCGGUGGUGUUCUGGCUGGGGAACUCUCCCUCUUGUCGGCCCUGGCCGCUGGCCAGCUUGUGAAGAGCCACAUGAAGUACAAUAGAUCCAGCAAGGAUAUCACAAAAGCUGUUGCUUGAAGAUACACCCCUCCUGUAGAUGGUUCCUCCCAUGAAGAACAAGCUAAAAGAAUGUGUGGGAGAAGCCGGAGGAGAGAGGUAGGGAGAGAGAAAGUAAAAGGUGGCCCUGUUAGGUAGAUCAAGAGCUAAUCUUAUCAAGAGGUGAAUCUUUAGGGUAAAAUGGAUGAUAAUCCCUGCGCUCUUGCUAUAUUAUGAAUCGGUCCUAUAGCUUUUCACUUUAACCAUUUAUUAGUGUCCAACUUUUCCAUGUCUUGCAUUUGUGUCCUUGACCAUGGUUACCGUCGGACCUCAUUAGCACCGAUUAGUCAUAAUGUGGUUCUGCACGUGACCAUUUUGCAGAAAAAGGACCAUUCCAACCUUUCUCUUGCCAAGUAAAUUUCUCCUUUGGUAACCUUAUUAAAAUGGUCAUCUUAGCUUUUUGAGGUCAAUGCAGGUCAAAAUGUGAUUGCAAAUCAUACCCCAAAAAAAAAUAAUAAAUUAGGAACUAAGUGGUUGAGGUUC